AUGCUAAACCCUCUCAAAUCUCUUUUCGGGAACUAUUGGGGCGCAUCAGCCAUAAACACCCUCUCAACUUCGACCCUGACGAGCGAGUCCAAGAUCAACACCUCCGGAAGCAUGGCGACAAGAACACCCGUCUAUUUCGUCUCUCAUGGUGGCCCAACAACCAUGUACGAUGACAAGCACCCAGUAUGGCCCGAACUGCAAGCGAUCGGGCGGGAAAUCACGCAAAAAGUACGACCGGCGGCGAUCGUGGUGUUCAGCGCACACUGGCAGGCGCAACGGCCCAACACGAUCGAAGUGAACGUGUCGGAACAAGAGCCGCUACUGUACGACUUCUACGGGUUCCCGCGACACUACUACGCGGAGAAAUUCCCGAACAAGGGGUCUCCGGAGCUGGCGCGGAAGAUCAUGGCGCUGCUGAACUCGAACGGGAUCAAGACACAGGAGGAAGAAAGAGGGCUCGAUCACGGCGCGUUCGUCCCCUUCAAGGUCAUGUUCGACCCCAAGCAGAACCCCGUCACCGUGCCGAUCGUGCAGGUCAGUCUGUUCGACGACGACACGGACGCGGACGCGCACAUUAAGCUGGGGAGGGCGGUGCAGAAGCUGCGCGAGGAGAAUGUCUUGAUUCUGUGUUCUGGCAUGUCGAUCCAUAAUCUACGGCACUUCAUGAUGAUGGGCGGGCGAGGGCUCGCCGCGAACCCGCCGGCCUACGCCGUGGAUUUCGACCAGGCGUUGAAGGAUGCCGCGGAGACGGCGCCGGGGUCGCACAGGGAUGAGUUGAUGGUUGAGUUGCUGGCACGGAAGGAUGCGAGGCUUGCGCACCCGACUUUCGAACAUCUCCUGCCUGCUCAUGUUGCCGUUGGGGCUGCUGGUGCCGAUCACGGGAAGCAGUUGUUUACCUUUGUGGAGGGCCCAAUGGCUUGGGCGCAGUAUCGAUUCGGGGAGAUCCAGGCGGCGGCAGGGUGA
This is a messenger RNA of Exophiala bonariae, 963 nucleotides long. RefSeq lists its product as uncharacterized. The coding region runs from base 1 to 963 and encodes 320 amino acids. The record is from RefSeq and is a predicted model, not a curated record. The transcript is spliced from 2 exons. NCBI's taxonomy places the organism in Eukaryota, Fungi, Ascomycota, Eurotiomycetes, Chaetothyriales, Herpotrichiellaceae. Gene Ontology annotation, molecular function: zinc ion binding; ferrous iron binding; oxidoreductase activity, acting on single donors with incorporation of molecular oxygen.